Nematolebias whitei (Rio pearlfish) is the source of this 1498-nucleotide messenger RNA. RefSeq names its product transcription factor A, mitochondrial (gene tfam). The record is from RefSeq and is a predicted model, not a curated record. Gene Ontology annotation, molecular function: transcription cis-regulatory region binding. NCBI's taxonomy places the organism in Eukaryota, Metazoa, Chordata, Actinopteri, Cyprinodontiformes, Rivulidae. The transcript is spliced from 7 exons. Bases 198 to 1061 code for a protein of 287 amino acids.
ACAACUCGCUCCAAACAAGAAGAAGAAGAAACCCGCGAGGGCGCUUAAGUUUCUUGUGUGCUAACUCGGAGGAGAAGCACGGCUACGAUCUAAAUAUAAAAACUAAUGCAUGAAUUUAGUAAUACAACAGCUUUAUUGGGCUACACGCUUGUUUUUCACAACUCUUUUUACUCUUCCACUAUUUUAACGCCAACAAAAUGGCUCCAUUCAAUCUAAUGACAUCUACAGUUAGCCUUUUAGCUAAGUCCUUCACGGUGUUCUACACGGGGAAUCCUGCAAGGUGUGCCAGUGUCUUCUGCUCUGCAAAUGUAAACCUGGUAAAGUAUUUGACCACUCAGGCCAGUGGUCCUCCAAAGAAACCUCUGAACGGAUACAUGAGAUAUGUUCUUCAGCAGAAGCCGAUGAUGACGAGUCAAAAUCCAGAGAUCAAAUUAAUGGAUGUCGUUAAGAAGCUUGCCCAGCAGUGGAGAACAAUGAGCCCGGAACAGAAGCAGCCGUUUCAAAAGGCCUGUCUCCAGGACAUGGAGCAGUACAAGUAUGACCUCGAGAAGUACAAGUCACAGCUGACCCCAGUCCAGCUUCAGAAUCUGGCCACAGAGAGAAUGAUGAAGAUCAAAAAACGAAAAGCCACAAAACAAAAGAGGGAGUUGAACAGUUUAGGGAAACCCAAAGGCCCUCGGUCUGCUUUUAACAUUUUUAUGUCGGAGCACUUCCACGAGGCCAGAGGAGCCACCAACCCGGCAAAAUUGAAGUGUCUGAGAGAGGAUUGGAAGAACAUGUUGGGUUACGAUAAACAGGUCUAUGCUCAACUAGCGGAGGAUGACAAGAUCCGUUACAAGAACGAGAUCAAGUCGUGGGAGGAACAUAUGAUGGAGAUUGGACGAGAAGAUCUGAUCCGUGAAAAGAAAAAAAUUGGGGCUAAACUUCCAGAAGUCAAAAGACAAACGAAGAAGACCAAAUCUAAAGCAGCAGAGAAGACCACCGCUGUAAAGACGUCGAAAGCACCCAGCAAGGCUGCACGAAGUAGCUCAGCAAAAACUGUCUCCACCAAGAAAACAUAAGUUUAUAACUGAAGCAAAAUCAUGGAUGUUUCUGUGACAUCUGAAGAGUUCUGAUGAUGCACAGUUAUGUUUUCUCUUUUGUAUUUCACUUUUUAUUUACAAAGUUCCAAAGUUGUCUCCCAUUUUUGCAGGACAAAACUCGUAAUAUCUAAACUGACUAGUAAUAAACUUAAUGUCUGUACAGUAACGAUGAUGACAAAUAAAGCUUGACUUGUUUCUGACAAAAUGUGAAUUUAUCUCUGCAUUAAGAAAUUAACUCAGGAUGAUCCUCGAUCAUUUGAUUGGGUUUAUUGUGACUGAUGCAGAGCUUGACUUUUUUAGGGAUUACAAACCUAUGAAAUAAUCCGUCCGUCUGCUCAGCUAUCAAGACUUUGAACUUGCACUGCUUGACUGCAAAGUUGAAGAGUGAAAACUGUUUGGAUCAUUUCAGUAUGAAU